ACCCACACUCACCACCAUGUCAUGAGAGUUCACGUCCCACGCAGGACACCGUGAUCACAUCAGGGGACAGAGGACAGUAAAUCCCCGAGAGACGAGACACGCAGUGAGGAGGCGCUGUGUGUUGCGUGUGCGUCUGUACGAGCGCGCGCGCGUGUGUGUGUGUGCGUAUUUGGACCUGUUGAUCAUCAGUGACAGAUCUGCCGCUCCCAGAUUCACGCGCUCACCCACGCGCAAUUAUGUCACCGUCAUCUUUUCUGCUCUUCACCUUUUCUCACCUGUUGGCGCCUCUGCUUCUCUGUUACCUGCCUCAAGGGUCCACGCAGAAGACCGCCUCGCGGUGGUUGAUCGGCGACAGAGACAGUCACUGUGGGAUCAUCUGCACACGGACGCAGGGGAAGCCGGUGUGUGGCUCGGAUGGGCGGAGCUAUGAGACCGGCUGCGAGCUGCAGAGAGCGCGCUGCAAAGACAAGACACUCGCAUUGGCACACCGCGGACGAUGUCGAGGCAAAAACUGGGUGAAACUUGACCAGUUGGCUGUGGUACCAGUACCGACCUCCACCUCUGAGGGGAGAGACCUGGAGCUGAAAGAUGCAGAUCAGUCCAAGUGUCGUGUUGAGAGGAACCAGGCUUUGGAACAAGUCAGGAGACCUCAGGAGUCCAUGUUUAUCCCAGAAUGCAACGAAGAUGGGACGUUUGCCCAGGUCCAGUGCCACACUCUGACAGGUUACUGCUGGUGUGUCACCAGUGAUGGGAAGCCAGUGAGUGGCUCGUCUGUGCAGAACAGGACCCCAGUGUGUUCAGGGUCAGUAACAGAUAAACCACCUGGGUCAUCGAACUCUGGUAGAAAAGUUUCUUUCCGUUUCUUUCUCACCCUCAACCCAGAUGAUGGCUCCAAGCCUACACCCACCAUGGAGACUCACGUCCCCCCUGAGGGUGACGAGAUCACUGCUCCAACGCUGUGGAUAAAACAGCUGGUUAAACAGAACAGCUCCACCUCCAGGAAGCAAGAGAAAGUUCCCUCUUGUGACCAGGAGAGACAGAGCGCCUUGGACGAGGAUCAGCAGAACCCUCGUGAGGCCAUUUUCAUCCCCGACUGUGGACCUGGGGGCCUUUACAAACCGGUCCAGUGCCACCAGUCCACAGGAUACUGCUGGUGUGUUCUAGUGGACACAGGACGGCCCAUUCCUGGAACCUCUACUCGGUACCAGAAGCCCGAGUGCGACAACACUGCGCGAUCUCGUGUCUCAGAUACAGAAGAUCCCUUCCAGGGCAGAGAUUUGACAGGCUGCCCAGAGGCGAAGAAAGUGGAAUUCAUUACAAGCUUGUUAGAUGCCCUCACCACAGACAUGGUGCAGGCCAUUAACUCACCAACCCCCUCUGGUGGUGGGAGGUUUGUCGAGCCUGACCCCAGUCACACUUUAGAGGAGAGAGUGGUGCACUGGUAUUUCGCCCAGCUGGAUAACAACAGCAGCCAGGACAUAAACAAGAAGGAGCUGAAGCCUUUCAAGAAGUACCUGAAGAAGAAAGCCAAACCCAAGAAAUGCUCCCGCAAGUUUGUCGACUACUGCGACCUGAAUAAGGACAGGGCCAUUUCUCUGCACGAGCUCAAAGGCUGCCUGGGUGUCAGCAAGGAGGGUAGCUCAACGAGUGGCAAUCAAGGGACAAGGCAAGGGACAAAUUUGUUCAUAGGUCGUCUGGUAUGAGAAGAGAAGGAUCCAGAAGCUGAGAUGAGAGCAGAGGGCACAGAGGGAAAGCAUCUGUACGCUUGCUGACAGGAAAGAGAAAGAUGGAGCAGAAAAAUUAAGACGUUCCUGAGAUGUGGGACAGAAAAAAAAAAAAAACGAAGUGGCGCCAAAAUAUUUGCACUUUCGCCUCCCUAUGUUUGAAAUUGUACCUGUUUGUAUGUGGAGUUUUUUCUGAAGUGACUGAAAAGGUUCUAGAUAAGAAUAUAUUUGUAAAGAGAUUACAUGAGCAGCUCACCACUGGAAGAGCGAGCGGGUUCAUGUUACUUCAUUUCUCCCAUGUGUUCUGUCUGCCAUAUUUAGUGGCUACACAUUUAAACGUAUACACAGGUAGUGGUGGGCCACUAAAGUCAAACUCCCAUUCAAUCUCUUUCUGUCUAAAUGUCGCUCGAUACACAUUUCAAACUCCUAAAGGAAGAACUGUGGUGGUGUAGACGAGUUCGAAUGAAUGUGCCAUUUCUAUGUGAACAUUAGAAUUAAACUGUGAUCACAGAGUCUAAAUUAUCAGGCCAGAAUUAGCUGUGUGAAGCCCCCUUGCACUGUUGCAUGCAACACAUUUGACUCAACAAUCACAUUCUUGUGAAGAAAAUCUGUCUUAUGUGUGUUUUUUGUGUGUCGGGCAAAGCUAGCUGUGAAUAUGUGGUUACUUUACUAGCUUACUUUUUUUGUGCAACCCAAAAACCAAGGCAAGACCAUUAUGAUGUAUGUACUUUGUGGUUUUCCUGCACAAGAUUCCUUGACUCUUUUUUGUCUACAAAGUUUGUACUAAUAAACUUUUUUUUUUUGUAAGUUUAGUAAGAACAUAUCUUUCAAAAAAAAAAACAUAGUAACUGAUUGUGAGAAUUGUGAAACGCGUAAAGCAGGUAUUAGAGUAAUUUUACCGUCAUGUCCUAUCUUCCACUCACAAUACUGGUACAGUAGAUACACACUGCUAACUGUAUAAUCAUAUAGACUUACACUGAAACACGGCUUUAUAUACAAACUAAAGCCGCUUACAGCUUUAGAGACUUCAAAACUAAGGACAACCCUGAAACAUUAUUGUCUGUAUGAUGGUUAGCAUGUUAGCAGAAGCUUGCUAACACCUAACCAUUUUCGCUCUGUUUUGGUUUGUCUGUAUGAUUUUGAUAACUAAACAAAAGAGGUGAAUGAAAACUAUCCAACUACAGCUUUAAGGUCAAACCACCACGAAUAAACCAUUGGUUUACACAUAUCCUGCACACUGUGUUGUGUAACUUAUCACCGUGGCUACUUUUCUCACCCCCCACUAAGCGAAUAUUAAUUACCACUGCAACUAACAGUUAUGUUCAUUAACCUGUCGUUUAUUUUCUCAAUUUAAUGGAGUCAUUGCUUGGACCAUAACAUGUCCGAAAAUGUUGAUCGGUGUUUCCCGAACCUAGAAAUGAUGUUCUCCGUUCUAAUUAUUCGUUUGUGAUAUGGGGGGAAAAGAAAACUGAGAAAUCAGAGAGGUUGUUAACACUCAAAGCAAUUCAAAUAGUAAAGUUUGAACGAUGAAUCAUGCGAAGACAAGAGAAGAAUUAAGAAUAUGUUGAAUAAUUUAGUUAUGCCGAGGUUUGAGGGGAGGAUGUUCAGAUUUGCCCCAGUCCCUUUUGCUUGGGGACGCAGCAUAUUAAUCAUAAACUCCAUAUGCUAUUCAUUUUUAUGAGCAGUGAUCAAAAGUUCAUCUCUGCACAGUCUCCAGGUUUAUUUUUCGCCUAACAGAACACCGUCAAGACAAAUGUUUAAAAUACACUUUAUAUUAUUGUACUAUAAAAGAACCUGCUAUCUUAUAUUUAAAUAUAAGAUGUUUAUGUGGGCGAGGAACCCAUUAAUAUCUGCUCAUUUUCACUGUCAUGCUCACGUUGAUCCCUGUGAAUGUAAACAACGCUGUUGUAAAAAUGAGUGCAGUCACGUUGCGUGUAAACACACUCCGUGUCUGUCCUCCAACAGCUGAUGCCAGCCAGCGCUCUGCGAAACGCUCGCGCACACGUGGAGCUUUGCCACCUCAUGUAAGAGUCAGUCAGUUCUGUCAGGGUGUUUGAGGAACAGGGAGGAAAAAACCUGAUCAACAAGUUUUGGUAUGUGAAAAAAUUAUUCACAUUUGGGAAGGAUUGGGACAGGAUUGUACGUUGGGAAGAACUGUGAGCUACUGAUGUGGUGUGAAUGUCUGUUUUGAGUUGUGUACGUUUUUCUUAUUAAAUUCCCAAGAGUCACUGCGAUGGCUGAUGAACACGUGACAAAAA
Messenger RNA from Solea senegalensis (Senegalese sole), 3982 nucleotides. It is a transcript of the gene smoc1, whose product is annotated as SPARC related modular calcium binding 1. The record is from RefSeq and is a predicted model, not a curated record. Gene Ontology annotation, molecular function: calcium ion binding; extracellular matrix binding; protein binding. Lineage: Eukaryota; Metazoa; Chordata; Actinopteri; Pleuronectiformes; Soleidae. Gene Ontology annotation, cellular component: basement membrane. Bases 237 to 1703 code for a protein of 488 amino acids. The transcript is spliced from 14 exons. Gene Ontology annotation, biological process: extracellular matrix organization.